Messenger RNA from Ilex paraguariensis (yerba mate), 1774 nucleotides. The record is from the annotation of a GenBank genome assembly. Lineage: Eukaryota; Viridiplantae; Streptophyta; Magnoliopsida; Aquifoliales; Aquifoliaceae.
AAUUAGGAUAAAACGCUGAGCUUUGCCCCUUCCCCUUUUGGGCAUUUUGCCCUAAAUCGUUUCAAGCCUUGACCACCCCAGGCACCCCACCUACUGCUCCGCGUCUCUGCCUUGUCGACGCCCCUCUCAGCCGGCACCUCUCUCGCUCUCUCUCUCUCUCUCUCUCUCUCUCUCUGCGCCGCGAGCAAGCAAGGGUCUCCUCAAUCGAAGUGGAACGAGUGAAGGAACAAGAGCUUCGAUCAAGAAGGCUGCUUCAGAGCUUCUAUCGAGGCUUCGACGACUACCAUUGACAGUAGCAGGGAUCUCAUCUCCGAAAGUCUUGGUUGUGAUUUCAUCUCGUCUCAGUCGUAUGCAAGCAAGCUUCAGUUUAGGACGGAGGGAAGGUAUGCCUCAUGACAGAGACAAGCCGCCUGCAGUUCGUGUUUAUACAGUUUGUGACGAAUCCAAAUAUUUGAUUGUGAGGAAUGUUCCAGCUUUGGGUUGUGGUGAUGAGUUGUUAAAAUUGUUCAGUACCUAUGGAGAGGUUGAAGAAUGUAAACCAAUGGAUGCUGAGGACUGUGAGCCAUUCACCGACGUUUACUUGGUCAAGUUUCGUCAUGUCAACAAUGCCAGAUUUGCAAAAAGGAAAUUGGACGAGUUUGUUUUCCUUGGGAAUCGGCUGCAGAUCUCAUAUGCACCCCAAUUUGAGAGCCUUUCUGACACAAAUGAGAAAUUAGAAGGAAGAAAAAAGGAAGUUCUUGCUCGCUUGAACCCUGCAAGAUCCAAAGGGCCUACAGUUCCUUGCGCAAUUACUUUCAAUGAUCCAUUAUUGGGUGGAACUCCAGCACAGAUCAAUAGCAUUUCCCAACCCAUAAACUCCAACCAAAGGGAAUGCCGAGAGUCGGGACAUCUAUUUCCCACUCAAGAUCGUGUUUCCAUCACAACGGUUUCUUCUGACAAGAUCUCUUCAAAUUAUCAUUGCGGCUAGAUUGUCCUUGCCCUACAAGAGCAUUUUGCAUGGUUUUGUAUACUAGGUGUGAUGUAAGCUAUACGUCACUAAAAGGUGUGGUAAACUCCCAUUUUUUGAACUUAUCCCAUUUAAGUGCUGAAGUUGCUUAGUUCAUAUCUUUCUGGUGCUAACAAAACAAAUGUUUUUCUUUCCUUUAUUUGAAUGUCAGGAUUACUUCUCCUCGCGAUCAAUGAAUCAGACUGUCCAGCUAGUCAGGGAGAAGCUUAAUAAGAUACAAUCAAGUGUCGAGGAUUUAGAAGCUGGGCCGUCCAAGAAAAGGCUAGUGGACAAUAGAAGAAGAAUCUGAUGAACUUUUAAUAAUGGACAAGGCAGCUGUAUUUCAAAGUUUCUGUGCCUCGUCUUUCUGUCUGUGCUCAGUUUAUUAAUCUCAUGGCUUUGAUUAUUGUCUGCGAUACUUGGAAUGUAUCAACAAUUUUUCUGAUCCGGUUUAUCAUCGACAAAAACGGAAAGGAUAUGAUAAGCUCUGAUCUCUGCUCAGAGUCUUGGGUGGAUGUAAGCUUGGGUUCAUUUCCAAUCCUACCUCCCUUGGUCAAAAUAGAAAAAGGACGAGCUACUAACAUGAAAUGAGCCUCACUUCCCUUCUUGUGGCUGGUCACUAUACUGCUUAAUUUGGAUAUUGGUUCAUGCAUUUUGUAUUGUGAUUAGUAGAUAUUGAUUUUGUUUGUAAAGGUCAACUAUACCUUCGUGCUUCUGCUUCUGAAAAGCAAAUGUUUUUGGUAGCGUUUGAAUGAGUUUAGUUGUUUUUCAUGCACAACAAAAAUUCAC